Molecule: messenger RNA, 7603 nt
Organism: Triplophysa rosa
Lineage: Eukaryota; Metazoa; Chordata; Actinopteri; Cypriniformes; Nemacheilidae
Gene: dlgap3
Product: discs, large (Drosophila) homolog-associated protein 3
Exons: 13
Coding region: 411-3533 (1040 amino acids)
Biological process (GO): signaling
Cellular component (GO): postsynaptic specialization; glutamatergic synapse
Molecular function (GO): molecular adaptor activity
Source: RefSeq, a predicted model, not a curated record
UCCUGAGCGCUGCUUUCAGCAUCUCAAACAGCGGCGAGUAUCGGACCGUCAACCAUCAACCCGGAGGAAUAUUGAAUAUUAUCUGUACGGAAAUGCGAGCCCAACUUAACUCAUAAGCAAGCUAAUGGCUUGGAUGCAAAUAUGACUUGAAAGCUGUCACAAUAUUGCUGAGUGGAAUCUGUGAGUGUUUGCAGACAGCAGAAGCGUUCAGCGUGUGUUCAGUGAAGAGACCGUUUCCCCUCUGCCGAUAAUGAAGAACCAUUUCCACAUGAGGAGGCAUUGACUCCGGCACAGCCCUGUCGCGCUCACAGCGCCCCCUCUCGGCCCGGGCGGCCCACCACGCCCCGGCAAUUAAGGGCUACCAGGUGAGUCGUAGUCUAUCACAACACUCUUCCGGGCCAUGCUACUGCAUGCCCGAGGACUGCGAUGCUUCACGGGACUACAUGCACCAUCCCGACCACUACCAGGGGCACAACGACCACCCCUACUACCCGCCUGGUGGGCCCCCUGAACCCCUGGCAAUGGUUCCAUCUGGUGGAGGCACUUUCCCCCGCUCACACCCCAGUCAACCACACCCACCCUACGACUCCACAUGUGAGGAGUGCCUAUCCUCGACAGGACAUGGCCAUGGGGGAAAGAUGCACCGCAUCCCACCCAGCCUCCUGGACCAGUUUGAGAAACAGAUUCCCUUCCACCCUGACGGCUUCCAUACUCUACAGUACAAACGCACAGCCAGUGGGGAGCAACGCAGCGAGAGUCCAAGUCGCAUACGCCAUCUGGUCAACUCGGUUCAACGUCUCUUCGCCAAGUCUCAUUCGCUGGAGACUCCAUCCAAACGAGAGUUCAAUGGCACUCGUGGGGGAGAAUAUAGAGAAAGGGGGCAGCGCAGCGGAGGGGAGGACGGUGGCGGGCACCAUUAUUCCGGAACGCACCAGUCUCGUUCUUCCCGGCGCAACAAGAGCCGGGAACGCAGCAAAAGCGGAGACUCCCGCCAUGAGUCACGAAGCUCCCGCCAUCGCAGCAAAACAGCCGGAUGGUGGAGCUCCGAUGAUAACCUGGACAGCGACAGCAGUUUUCUGGUGGGGGCGGGCAGAGGGGCACGGGGAUAUCCCACCGGACAUGAGACCCUGGAUGCGGCCAUCCAAGAGCUUACCUUAAGGAAAUCUAAGGGACCCCCUCCAGGAGAGUGCCUGGCUUGCACCAACAUAGCCAUGUCUGCAGGGGACAGCGGACACUCUCUGAAGAGAAGCACCUGGUCGGCCAUGACGGUCAACCAGGCGAGAGAGGUCUAUCCAUCUUCUCGUGGAGGUGGAGGAGGCGGGGGAGGAGCAUAUGACAAGGCAUUGGUUCCCCUGGACCCGAAAAUGAAGGAACGAUCACUCCACUAUCUACAGGUGCCCUCGGAUGACUGGGGUGGUGGCGGUCCAUCUGACAGUGGUGGAGAGAUUCCCUGCAGACGUAUGCGCAGUGGCAGCUACAUCAAGGCCAUGGGGGACGAUGACAGCGGCAACUCUGACAUCAGCCCCAAAGCCUCACCAAAAUCAGCCCUCAUCGCCCAGAGAGAAGCCUUCCGCCGUUCCAUCAGCAUGGACCAGCGCUCCUCCACCACAUCUAAGUAUUCCUGUAAACAGUGUACAGAUGGUUACCCGAACAGCCGCACCACACCUAAAGGCCACGCCCGAUCUCGCAGUUACACCCGCUCGCUGACCAGCUCUCAGCUGGGAGAUACUUUGAACCUGUUUGGAGAGAUGGAAUCACAGGCUGUCGAGGCUCUAGAUCUGCCCGGAUGCUUUCGAACCCGCAGUCACAGCUACGUGCGGGCCAUUCAAGCCGGCUGCUCCCAGGACGACGAUUGCCUUUCUGUCUUCUCAAUGUCUGGCCCACUGGGCAGCGUGAAGGGCGAGGCCGUGUUCCCAUACAGGAAAGGCCCACCUCCUCUGCCCCCACGUAUGUCCAAACCAAUGAUCUCUGUGACCGCCCAGAGCAGCACUGAAUCCACCCAGGACGCUUACUUUCAGAGCACAGGCCAGCCUGCUUUGGUUCGACCCAGGCAGCACAGCAACUCAGUGGACCUGACGGAGAGCACCGUUGGCCGUACUUCCAGGGGCGGGUACUAUUUGGGCGGGGGCUCGGCACGGGUCAGACAGAGCAGUAACUCUGCAGAGAGCCUGAAUGGCAGGGUGCUUCAGAACAUCAGCUAUCCUGGUGGGCCCAUUCCAUUGAAACCCAAACACAGCAGCUCGGCUGAUAACCUGCUGGAGGGACCCAGGGGAUCCAGAGAGCGCACUGGAGGCAGCCUGGGAAAAUCUGUCUCCCUGCCGCAAAACAGUAUGUCCCUGGCUAAAGCUUUAACUGGGGGAGAGGAGUUCAAACAGGAAGGGAGAGGGAGGAAGUGGAGACCCUCUAUCGCAGUACAGGUGGACAGCUCAGAGACAUUGUCAGAUUCAGACCCAGAAGGCAAAGUCCUGAGAGAGGUUCAUUCUAUUGGAGUACAAGUGGAAGAUGACAAGAGACGAGCCAGAUUCAAGCGCUCCAACAGUGUAACCGCAAGUGUCCAGGCUGACCUUGAAACUGAGGGUUUCGGUGUGCUCACUGUCCCCACUCAGGAUAAAGGACUGCAGUUCGGUUGCUCAUUUCAGCGCCACUCAUCCGAACCAGAGUCAGCCGGUCAGUUUGCAGAGUACCGCACGGUGCACACACAGGGCCAGUGGGCCUACCGUGAGGAUUACCACAGCGGUUACACCACCACUGAGUCUGGACCCCCAGAACUGAGGGCCCUGCCCCGCUCACACUCACCCCUGCCCCUGGCCCCCGACCGAGCAGUUGUAGGAUGGAACGAGGGCCCACGGAGUCUCCCCGAUUCGGGCCGAGCUUCCCCCUGCUUACGGGAUGGAGAGUUUUUCCUCCGUCUCCUGCAGACGGAGGUGGAAAGGAUGGAGGGAUGGUGCCAGAACAUGGAAAGAGAGGCAGAAACAAACGAGCUGCCAGAGGAAGUGCUGGAGCUCAUCAGAGGAGCUGUUGGCAGUGCACAGAUGCUCAUGUCCCAGAGAGUUCAACAGUUCUUCAGGAUGUGCCAACAGAGUGUGGAUCCCUCAUCGUACCCACAGCCCAUCACACAGGAUUUGGCCAGUUACUGGGACCUCCUGCAGUUGGCCAUUGAGGAUGUUAGGGUGAAGUUUCAGGACCUUCAGCGGCUGAAGGACUCGGGCUGGAGGUUGCUCCCUGAGAAGAAGGAGGACAAGAAAGUUCCACCUCCAUUACCAAAGAAACCGGCUGGUGGUGUGACGGGUAGCCUGCGGGCCGACAGUGCCUCCGAGGCUGUGGUUGGGGGCAGUGCAGGCAUGCUGGUGGUCUCACGAGGGCGUAGAGUGCCCGAACGGGAGAAAUCGUUGGACAUAGGAGACCGUCAGAAAUUGGAGACACGGCGCAGGUUGCUCCAGACCAAGCGCUCCGCCUCUUUUCGUCAGAAUUCUGCUACGGAGAGUGCAGACAGUAUCGAGAUCUACAUCACAGAGGCACAGACGAGACUAUGAGAUACACCUGGACAACCAGAGCAACUCUUCUCUGCCUCACACCUUUGCACAGACGUCAUAAAAGAGUGCAGGGUGCCAGAUUUCAAAUGGAAAGAUGAAGAUGACCUCCAAGUAUGCUGCUGGUACCUGACGUUUGCUUGUUUUGGGGAUAAGGUCUUUGGAUGUAACGUUGCACACUUUUUAUUUAUUCAUUGAUUUUGAGCAAGUGUUAAUAUUUUCCGAAAAAAAGGGCUCAUCCAGCACAACCAAGUGGUUAAAGAUAGAGACUUUUCUAAGUCCACAUAAUACACGAAAAUCUUUAGGACUGUUUAACACACUAACACACAUACGGGUGCAAUAUCAUUUAUUGAGAGGAUCUUAAAACUAUGGUAUUAUUUUAAAUAAUAGACCUUGUUUUGAUAUAUUUAGAAAACUCGUGACUGUGUACUGUACUUGUUUCCUAAUCGUUUCCACAGUGCGGCGAACGUCAAGUCAACGUCGCCCUUUCACUGUGACACGAGCCCACCCUUGUGGCCAGAGUAGAGUAAUGCAUCCUGAAAGCUCAGGCUAGAUCUGUAAAGUUGGAGGUCUGUUACUGAAUGUCAUAACAGUACGGUUGUAAAACUCUUGAAAGCAACGUUUUCAGUAUAGACGGUUUCAGCGACAACAACAUAAACAAACGUUAUGUCGCCGUAAUUUAACUUCCGGUAGACCUCCCCAAAGAAUACAAUACGGUUGAGUAGUUUUAAAAUUUUAAUUAAUACAAUGAAUAUACAAUAAAAUAUGAAUAUAAAUUAAUAUGAAUAUAAAUUAAAUAUAAAAAAAAAUAUGUUUCCAAACACACAGACCGGAAGUUAAGUGUGUCCGAUGAAACCUUUUUUUCAUUAGGGAUCCAUCUCCUGUAGCCUAUACUGCAAUAUCAAUUUACAAUUGCAAUUUUACAAAUGCAUUCAGGCUUCUUGACAACCCCGUGAAAAAACGGGCAAACCUCUAACAUUAUGAAAGAAAAAACAUUCAGUGAAGCUUUUUAAAACAGGACAGUCUUCAUCACAAGACUGUUCACAAGCAGCAAAACAGCAGGAUGGACCAGGGGGUGAAGAAGACAAUCUUAAAUUUCACACUUGACCUGUACACUGAAGAAUGCUCACUCAGAGAGAGGAGGGUACGCGUCUUGUUCAUUUCACCCCUCUGCCUUUUUUUGUAACAGAUGAAAACCAUUAUACGUGAAAUCAAUGUAGCUUCGGCACUUUGGAUGAGUGCUCUAAUUUCAGUCUCUUUUUUAAUCUUUGUUCUCAAUUUUAGUUGGAAGAAGGAUGAAAUUACUCAAACAAAAUCCCCUUUUCCAUUAUAUUUGUUUCCUUCCCUCUCACACAGGAGUUCAUAUACUUUAUAUGUGUAUUGUGAUAAAUAGCCUAUUUACACCAAAAGAAAAUUAAUUUGUUGAAUAUUACUAAAACAGUGUUUGUUUUUGUGUGGAGAUUUGUAUGUGCUCAUGAUAGAACAGAAACAUUCAUGGACAUACAACGUAAGCGAAUUAAAUAUUUGUUUGUGUGCCAAUUGGGGAUUUUACAACCGUGGAAACAAGAUUGAUCAGAUUUCUUUUGGUAUGUCAAACCAUGGAAGAUGGGGAAUAUUUUAUUGGGAUAUGUAUAUUUUAUAAAGUACAUUUUUAGAUUAGAAAUAGUCUAAAGUGGUGUUAAAUAUAAUAAUAUUAUAAAAGAGUCUUUAGAAAGAGAGAGAUUUAUAGCUCUGUGGACUUAUGUGUUGUAGUUGGACUUAUCAGAGUAUAAAAAGACUUUGGGUAGAAUUGUGAGCUUGUUGAAAUAGACUGGAUGAUAUUUUAAAACAAGAGCUAGUUGACUACUUGCCAUGUUGUCCACGGGCAAAAAAUAUAUAAUCUCUUUUCUAUAUCUUGAUUAUCUACAUGUGCCUAACAUGAGCACUAUGUGUGGCUUUUUUCAAAACUAUUCAGUAUUAUAUUCAAUAUGACUCGCACACAAUAUGUGUUGUUCUAAUAAUAUAAUUUGUUCCACCUCAUCCAGCUAAUAACCACCUCACACUGGAUGUUUCUAUGUAACCUGCAUGCUGUUAUUAAUCCAUAUAAAAAGAACAAACUCUCAAAACUGUAGAUUCUUAUCCCGUGUCUAGAAAGAGGACAGGUGUAAUUAUCUAUAAUAUUUAUUUAGAAUGACUACACCCACAUUUCUGUAUCACACUGGUUUUUCUAAAGACACGACAGUCAACUAUUCAGCCUGUCAUUCAUAUGUAUGCAGUAAAUAUAUGUUACUGUACCUCUCACAUCUCACUUUCUUUGUAUUUCUUUUUUGUCUAUCCAUAGCUUUUUCUGAACCCUCUUUGUAGAGCCAGGUGCUUUUGAAGCUUCAAAACAGUUGUAUUUAUGCUCAAAUGUCACAUUUUGUAGAUGCUCUAUAAGUCUAUAAAGACAGAAAAGCACAACAGACGAUUUCUUCCACUGUGAAGGACGCCUGCUUCUCAAAACACUUACAGACUGUCUGUGAUGUGAAGUUGGAAUUUCUAGGUUGAUCUUUUAUCAGGGCCAUAUGUUUUUGAUACACCAACAGGACAUUUCAAGACUGAACAUUUUCCCCCUUUUUUUAAGUUUUUUGAUGGGUGAGUUGUUUACCUUUUCAGGCACCUGCUGAUACAGGAAUCAACAUUACACUAUGAAGGACUACUGAGACAUUUUAACCCACAUGUUUUUCAGUGGAUGGAAUUCUUGGAAGUAUUGAACCCCAUGUCAACACAUGACCCAGGUAUGUGGAUUGUCAACAGUCUCUAUAGAUAAGUAUGGAUGGCUUAAACUCUGCCUCGGCGCCAUAAAAAUAACAAGUUUGAUAUACGUUGGCGAACAUGAUGUGUAGCCUUUAUACAAUAAUAUGCCGCAACCAGAUUUAACUAGAAUAAGUGAUGAAUAAUGAUCUUAGUUGCACAGAGGGCUUGUAGCUGUGUGUGUUAUUGGGGCACUGUGAUGUAGACCUUACAUUGGAUUCUAAACUCCCGCGUAACAGAUCACUAUUACAUGGGUCAUAGACUUACAAACAAUUACUGUGUAAUUACAAAUACCUUCUCACAUUCUGUCUUUUAUGUACAGUAAAUAUAUCUGUUGCGAUUUAAGUUAUUAAUAGCCUAUUAAUAUUCCAUGGAUUGUUAUGAUUGCUAGUAUUAUUAUUGAUUUCAGAAACAGUGAGAAAAUGUUAUUGCGAUUAUCAUGAGAAAAUCUAAUCUGUAUUCUCAAGGGUGUUAAUAAUGUAUAAAAGUCACCCUGUUUAGAUUCUAUUCUUAUGUUUGUAAUUGCUGCUAAUGUAGAAAAUAGACCGGAGGAUGACGGGACGUUUCUAAAAAGAGCCACUAAUGUUUAGCAGUUGCCAGAAAACAAAAUGAACAUGUAGAGUUGUAACUGAGCCUACUUCCCCUCUUUUAAUGUUAAAGAGAAUAUAUAUAUAAAUGUGGGCAGUUUGUGGUGGAGCAAACAUUUUUUCCUACAUGAGUUGCUCAUUCAGAACAUGAAAUCAUUGUGGAAAUAUUAUUUGCUAUUGUUGUCAAGGUUGUAAUUGUUCUUUGCCUGUUUUUGUAAUCACAUAUUUGUUUGAUACAGUGCCUAGGUUAAAUAUUAAUUUUGUAUCUAUGCUUUUUACAUUGUUUAUUUUACCAAGCAGAGCUAACUGCAAUAGCUUACAGCAACUUCACCCUUCUUGGUAUUUUAUUUCUAGAUUUGAAAUAAAUCAAACUUUUACUGAAUUUUUUGAAACAAAGGCUGGAGGCCACAUGUGAUACAUUGAUCAAAUGUUUAGUCUAUAGUUUGUUUUUGUUUCUUGCCACUGUACAGCUCAAUGUCUGCUAGCAUUACAUCAGAGAGAUGGCACACUGUGAUGUGGUAAAAACUAAACACAGAAUGUAAUAUUGUCAACAGUUGUAAACAUUUUCUAUAAACGAUUAUAAAGCUAUUUUAGCAAGGUAAAAUAAUUGCGGUUUACGUAGUAUUUUAUUUUUUGUCAAUAUUCAAAGCAACGGUACCUUAACUUCAUAAAAUUGCUAAAAUAAUGAAUCAGUUUUUCAUAUUUUUGGAAAAU